Eruca vesicaria subsp. sativa (arugula) is the source of this 2350-nucleotide messenger RNA. The record is from the annotation of a GenBank genome assembly. Lineage: Eukaryota; Viridiplantae; Streptophyta; Magnoliopsida; Brassicales; Brassicaceae.
UUAAAUUGAAUAAAGGUGGGUAGAUGAUGUAUUUGGAGAAGGACAGAUCAUUUGACUUUCCGAUUUGGCCGCGAACCCCUUCAUUAUUCCCCCAAUCCUCACCCCCCAAAAUUGUUGAGAUUAAUUCCAACAAAAUUCUCUCAAAAAUAUUUUGAUAGCAGCAGCAGCAGCAAAAACACGAAAACGAAGAGAUGGUGGAGGAUCGAUGGAUGAGUUAAAGGAGAGGAGAGGGAUACAGGAAAAAUCGUUGGAGAUGGGGAUUCCCUUCGCCGCCAAACUCCGUUUCCGAUCUAGGUUUCGAUCUUCAAUCGAUUCUUACUGCUUCGCUUGUGAGGCCUUCUCCGAUUGCUUCUUCUUUUUAUAGCACCCUUUCUUCUUCCUCCUUUUUUCUUUCUUUUAAAAAAAUUCUCCGUUCAAAUCAGUCUCUCUUAUAAACAAAACUCUCGUUUCCUCUUCCUCUUCCUUCUUCUUCUUCUUCUGUUAUAUAAAAAUGGCUUUUGGUUCUGGAAAUUCGGGUAUGGAAGAAGAAGCUGACUUCGCUGACAAAGAUCCUACUGGCCGCUACAUUAGGUAUCAUGAUAUCCUAGGGAGAGGAGCUUUCAAGACUGUGUAUAAGGCGUUUGAUGAAGUAGAUGGAAUAGAAGUAGCUUGGAACCUAGUGAGCAUUGAAGAUGUCAUGCAGAUGCCUGGUCAGCUUGAAAGGCUCUAUUCCGAGGUUCAUCUCCUUAAAUCCCUUAAACAUGAUAACAUCAUCAAGCUCUUCAACUCUUGGGUCGACGAGAAGACCAAGACUAUUAACAUGAUCACCGAGCUUUUCACCUCUGGUAGUCUCAGGCUAUAUCGUAAGAAGCAUAGGAAGGUUGACCCCAAGGCUAUCAAGAACUGGGCAAGGCAGAUUCUUAAAGGCUUGAACUAUUUGCAUUCUCAGAACCCUCCUGUUAUUCACCGGGAUCUCAAGUGUGACAAUAUUUUCGUCAAUGGGAAUACUGGAGAGAUCAAAAUUGGUGAUCUCGGCCUUGCUACUGUUCUUCAGCAACCCACUGCUCGAAGCGUCAUAGGUACUCCUGAGUUUAUGGCACCUGAGCUUUAUGAAGAGGAAUACAAUGAGCUUGUGGACAUCUACUCUUUUGGCAUGUGUAUGUUGGAGAUGGUUACCUGUGAAUAUCCAUACAACGAGUGCAAAAAUCAAGCUCAGAUUUACAAGAAGGUCACCUCGGGUAUAAAGCCUCAAUCUCUCAGCAGAGUUGAUGAUCCUCAAGUUAAGCAAUUUAUAGAUAAAUGUCUUCUUCCUGCUGCUUCUAGACCAAAUGCUCUCGAGCUCUCGAUGGACCCGUUCCUCGCCAGAGAUGGAAGCAAGGACUCUGCUCUUCUUGCUUCAUCAAGCAAUCCUGUCAGACCACCACCACCGCAGCUUGACCAUCUUCCCAUGGAUGUGGAUCAUCAUAACGAGAAUAAGAGCGUCUCCAUCUGCUCCUCUCGGAAAAGCAACAACGAAGAAUACCCCUGGUCCCAAACCAUUGAACUUCAGAGGUUUGCAGAGAAUAAAGAGUUCAGGUUGAGAGGAGAAAGGAGCGAUGAUGUCACAGCAUCAAUGCUUCUGCGUAUUGGUGAUUCAUCUGGCAAAGGAAGAAUCGUACACUUUGCAUUCUAUCUGAAUUCAGACACAGCAACAGCAAUCGCUGAGGAAAUGGUUGAGGAGCUGCAUCUAACAAGCCAAGAGGUUAUAGUGAUAGCUGAUAUGAUCGAUGACUUGAUAAUGCAACUUCACUCUGAGCCGACAUCAUCGAAUCCAAACCAAACCUCUCCACAUACAGCUGCCCGUGAGGACCAUGAAGCAGCAAAUCAGCUAACUGUGAACUCGAAAGACGAAGAAUCAAUGAAGUCAGGAAUUUCAACGGACUAUUACUUACCCUUCUCCUCAAACGGUAGUGCUGCCAUGGAAGCUGGCCAGGAGGCAGAGUCGAUGAGCUCGUUUCUUGAUUCUUGCUCAAUGAUGUCAACUCUUUACAUUUCAGACAACGAGUACCCAGAAGAUCUCAAGACAGAACUGAACAUGAUUGAGUCACAGUUCAACCAGUCCGUCCAAGAUCUGAUGAAACUGAAGGAAGAUGCUAUAGAGAACGCAAAGAGAAAAUGGAUUGUGAAAAAGCAAAAAGGUGUUUGAUCAUCUCCUGAUUUUGGUACUUAUUCUUGGGUCUUCUCUCUCUCUGCCAUGAUUGGUGUAAUUCAAUUUGGUGUUUGGAUAUUUGAUUUGAUGUAUUUUGUACUUAGCAAACAUGAAAUAGUGUUAUUCGACUUAUAUUAUUUUUAACAAUUAAACACUCUUAAGAAGAAGAAGAUCGACAUGUUU